Molecule: messenger RNA, 301 nt
Organism: Pelobates cultripes (western spadefoot toad)
Lineage: Eukaryota; Metazoa; Chordata; Amphibia; Anura; Pelobatidae
Source: the annotation of a GenBank genome assembly
AUGGCAGACGCAACCGCAUCCACUACACGAGAUUCUGCACCGGAGUCAGAAACUCUGAAGAGACUAGACGCAAUAUUCAAAGUUUUCUGGAGAAAAAUCAAGGCACGACAAGCCACAGCGGGUGAGCUGGCUGGAAACUUACUGCUGGUAUUGCCGUCCCACGCUCACCUUAAAAAAAGCUCCUCAUCAAAAGAAGCAUGCUGGAAAAUGGCAUUGCGGCAGGCGCCGCUUCCCACCAACAAGCAAACCAACGCGACCAGCAGACCCUCUCCAAGCCACAGAUCAACCCAAGCAACAAGAG